Messenger RNA from Gryllus bimaculatus (two-spotted cricket), 750 nucleotides. NCBI's taxonomy places the organism in Eukaryota, Metazoa, Arthropoda, Insecta, Orthoptera, Gryllidae. The record is from the annotation of a GenBank genome assembly.
CAUCGCAGGGGCUACGGGGAGAGCCUGAUGGACGACUUGCUGCGCCGGAUGGAGCAGUACGCCAACAACCUGGAGGCGCUGGUGGAGGAGAAGACGGAGCAGCUGAGCCUGGAGAAGCGGCGCUCGGAGGAGCUGCUGUACCAGGUGCUGCCUCGCGCGCAGGGGCGUGAGGCGAGUGUGUGUCAUGAAGGCGUGCGCGUGCGCAGGCAGGUGGCGCAGCAGCUGAUGGCGGGGGAGGUUGUGCAGCCGGAGCAGUUCGAGCAGGUGACCAUUUACUUCAGCGACAUCGUGGGCUUCACGGCGCUGUGCGCGCAGAGCACGCCCAUGGAGGUAGUGGAUUUCCUGAACGACUUGUACAGUACAUUUGACCGCAUCAUAGGCUUUUACGACGUGUAUAAGGUGGAGACGAUCGGCGACGCGUACAUGGUGGUGUCAGGGCUGCCGGAGCGCAACGGCGACCAGCACGCGCGAGAGAUCGCGCUCAUGGCCCUGGCCGUGCUGGAGGCCGUGCGCGCCUUCACCAUCGCGCACCGCCCCGACACGCAGCUGCAGCAGCAUUUUUCGCUGCUGAAGACCACCAGUCAUGGUUUAAUUACAAUGCUACACGAUGGGCCUGUGUGCGCGGGCGUCGUGGGCCAGAAGAUGCCGCACUACUGCCUCUUCGGCGACACCGUAAACACGGCGUCGCGAAUGGAGUCGACGGGCGUGCGUAAGUACCGCGAAAAUCCAGGUCCCGUGGAUCCUUCAUAA